AACCAGUAUAUUAGAAAGUGGAAUAGCGGAGAACAGGAAGUGAACGCAGCUGGCCAAUCAGCUCCACGGAAAAGUGUCAUGCGCGUCAGAGCCUGAGACAGUGUGGUGUGUGUGAGUGAAGGUUACAGAAUAUACCAGAGCUUAAACAUUAGUGAGAAAUAAAUGGAGUUGUGGUGAUUUAACUAAGAUUAAAUACGGUUGAUUACUUUAAUUAUUCUCCACUGACUGCAGACUGAGGUCUCUCUGUUCUGUUCUGCAGCCAUGGCUGGUUUGUCCAGCUACGCCAUCCGCAUGGGAAGGCUGAGCGCGCAGAUCUUCAGCGAAGUUGUGCGUCCGACAGACCCCAAAUCCAUGAAGGUGGUCCAGCUGUUCCGGGAACCCCCCAUGGCCAAGACUAAGGAAGUGUAUGAGUGGUACCCUCAUCACAAGAUUUACUUCGCCAUGACGCAAAAGCUCAGGUUCAUGGGACUCUUCAGGGACGAGCAUGAAGACUUCAAAGACGAAAUGCGUCGCCUGAGGAAACUAAGAGGAAAAGGGAAACCGAAGAAAGGAGAGGGGAAGAGAGCGGGCAAAAAGAAAUGAGCUGUGACAAUUCUGCAUUCUACAGUCGUUUGACAGGACUUAAAAUUGUUUUUUGUCUUUUUAUGGAGGCAGAUAACAGUCGACUGUGUACACUAUCAGUAUGUCUGUAUGGGGGGGCAGCUAAUCCUGAAAGAAUUCCAUUGGUGGGGUCAUGACUGUCCUGUUGUUUUGUCUGAAGCUUCAUUAUGUUGGCAUGAAGAAUACCUGAGGUCAGCAUGAAACAUUCUCCUCUAUGUCUGUUGUGCUCAUGUGAAUACCAUCCUGUUACAGUUGAACGUGUAUGAGCUGUUGUAUUCGAGUUCCAGUAUGAAGAAAAUAUUAUUAUUGUACCUAAUGCUGAGGUCUUUAGCUACGACGUGACAUAAACACACUGAUCACUGUGAUCGUACAGACGGACUUAAAAGUUCUACUGUCGUGUCUUUUAAAGAUUCAUGGAUUAAUCACAUUUUGGGAGUAAUGCUGGCAGCUCACAGGUUGUUAGCCGCUGCUAGCUCCACUGUCAAAGGAAUGGUUGAAAAACGAUGGAGAGAAACUGAUAUGUUUUAUGUUUUCGAAAUAAAAUCAAUAUGAUAAAGUGACAAAGUCUGUUGUUUAACAC
Paralichthys olivaceus (Japanese flounder) is the source of this 1180-nucleotide messenger RNA. RefSeq names its product mitochondrial ribosomal protein S33 (gene mrps33). Gene Ontology annotation, cellular component: mitochondrion. The record is from RefSeq and is a predicted model, not a curated record. Lineage: Eukaryota; Metazoa; Chordata; Actinopteri; Pleuronectiformes; Paralichthyidae.